AUGCUAGACGGUAUGUGGAGAUGGCGAAGUAUAGUGGAUCGACUCAUGUACAGUGUAUACAUUUUGCACAUAUAUAUCGGACUGCUUACACGCGAUAGAGCAUACGGCAAUGAAAAAAUUGAUAGAAUUGCCCUCAGGCUACAAGCAAAAGAAAUGUUCAUGCACGGAUAUAAUUCAUACAUGAAAUAUGCAUAUCCGCAUGAUGAGCUGAUGCCACUGUCAUGUAAGGGACGGCAACGAGGUGUUACACCACCGCGAGGGGAUGUUGAUGACGCUUUAGGGAAUUUUUCAUUAACUCUUGUCGAUUCAUUGGAUGCGCUAGUCGUUUUGGGUGAAUUGAAUGAGUUCGAAAAGUCCGUUGAACGAAUUGUAAAGAAUGUUCGCUUCGAUUCAAACUUGGUCGUGUCCGUUUUUGAAACAAAUAUUAGAAUGGUGGGAGGAUUAAUAUCAGGUCACGUAAUGGCUAAACUGGUACAGUCAAAAGACGAGAAUCGUUUAGAGUGGUAUAAAGACGAAUUGUUACAGAUGGCCGCUGAAUUAGCUGAUAAGCUUCUUCCUGCUUUCAAUACCAGCAGCGGAAUUCCUUAUUCUAGGAUAAAUCUCAAAUAUGGAAUGUUGGAUUUUCUCCGGCAACAACAUGACACUUGUACAGCUUGUGGAGGAACGAUGAUUCUCGAAUUUGCUGCACUGAGUCGACUUACGGGUAAAUCAAUUUAUGAGGAAAAAGCUAGGAAAGCAAUGGAUUUUCUUUGGGCUCAGAGACAUCGUGGAAGCGAUUUGAUGGGAACUGUGUUAAACGUACAUUCUGGAGAUUGGAUAAGGAGAGAUGCAGGUAUUGGUGCAGGAAUUGAUUCUUAUUACGAAUAUUGUUUGAAGGCAUAUAUUUUAUUGGGCGACGAAGGAUAUUUGUAUCGCUUCAACAAGCAUUAUGAUGCUAUAAUGAGGUAUGUUAACAAAGGUCCAUUGUUUAUCGAUGUUCAUAUGCAUAAACCAACAGUUGCUGCUAGAACUUACAUGGAUUCCUUGCUGGCGUUUUGGCCUGGCAUACAAGUUUUGAAAGGUGAUUUGAAAGCAGCUAUCGAAUUUCACGAAACACUUUAUCAAGUGAUCAAGAGGCACAAAUUCUUACCGGAAGCAUUUACGCAUGAUUUACAAGUUCACUGGGCCCAGCAUCCUAUUCGACCAGAAUUUAUUGAAAGCACCUAUCUGCUAUAUAGAGCAACGAAGGAUGAGCAUUACCUGCAUGUGGCCCAAAAUAUUUUGGAUAGUAUGAAUAAAUUUUUGCGAGUUGAAUGUGGAUUUGCUGCUGUCAAAGAUAUUCGUUCAAUGAAUCAUGAAGAUCGAAUGGAUUCUUUCGUACUUUCGGAAACAUUGAAAUAUCUCUAUAUGAUUUUUACGGACUCCUCUGACUUACCGAUUGAUUUGGAUAACUAUGUUCUUACUACCGAAGCUCAUUUCAUUCCACUAUCAAUCGGUGACACUGAUAACAGCGAGAAACUUCCACGUCGUUUAAUCAUUGAUCCGGAUGAAAUAAUUGAUGAUGAAAAUGCAAUAAUGACUAAAAAAUUUCGGUCAGCAUGUCCUUCAACAGUGAUUAAUGAGAAAUAUGAUAAUUUACCGGCUUAUGCAGAAGAAUUGCGUAACACUGUACAAAGUGUUGUCAGCGAACUAACGAGGAACUCGGAAAGCUCCAGUAGUUGUUCAAAAAGACCAAAACGUCUAAGUGCCUGGUCGUUUAGUGCAACAAAUGCUGAGCAUAUGAAGCAGUUGAAGCAGAUGGGGAUCCAGAUGCAAUUUCAAGUUGAUGGACAUGUUCAUCUUACUCAUUCACCGGACUCGGGCGAAGUGAAUGAAUUCACUACCGAGACCGAAACUGUACCGGCUGAGAGUGAUAAUAUGUUGAAUAGUGUGUGCAUGUUGGAUAAUGCGGCAUCGGUGAAAAAGCAAACAAAUAUCUACAUCGUUCAUCCAUCGCAUGCUGCUGUUACCCAAUUGCUCUCCAUUAUUAUGCUUGUUGUCCUAUUAUGGCUUUCUGUUAUGAUUGUGGCUGCAAUUGUUGUGUGUGUUGUUGUUUGUGGCUAUCGAAUAAUAGCUAUGAGGCGACUAGUUGCUAAUCCAGUCAAUAUAGAAAAAUCAGACGCUUCUGAAUGUGUGGUGAUAAAGAGUGAAAAUGAUGAUAGUAAUAAUAAUAAUAAUGAUGAUGAUGAUGAUGAAGAUGAUGAUGAAGAUGGUGAUGAUAAUAAUGCUGUUUCUCCGGAAUGGGCUGUUCUCGGCAGUGAGUUUAUCCAAGAAAUGAUCGUAAUAGCAGGUUCAGAAAAAUAUGGACUUGGUUUCAAUGAUGAUCGAAUUGUCCAAGUAAUAUCGCAGCCUACAUUUGGAAUGCUACAUUGGCGAGCUGCAUCAGCACAGUUUGGCCAAAAUUUGAAUCGUAAGGCAGUGGUCGCAGAAGUUCAAAUUGCCGUGCCCUUUCGUGCCUGUGGACCGCUGACAAAUGCGCCAAGAGUGAAUGGUCGUAUUGCAGUCGUUCAACGCCAGGAUUGCAUGUUUCAAGAAAAGGCGCGUUAUGUUCAGGAAAGUGGUGCUGUUGGUAUCAUUAUUAUUGACAACACUAUUGGUACAAGUAUCGAUGUGCUGCCACCAUUCGCAAUGUCUGGUGAUCAAACCAUCAAAGAUGAUAUCGUUAUUCCAGCUGUUUUUCUAUAUAACAAAGAGGGUCUUGCUUUUAUGGAGCACAUAAUGCACUAUCCUAAUGCCCUAGUGCGCCUUUCUGAUCGACUCUCAAAUCCGUCUUAUUUAUUUGAGGAUUUUGCAUGCCACGGUAGAAACAAAUAUCCGCCCAAUAAACUGGAACUCUUAGAGGACAUGGAUUAUUCGGAGGAUGUCAUUGUGAUUGAUACCUCUUUGCCAGCCGUGCUACUGAAUUUUCGAUUCACUUCAAUUAGUGCAAGAAAUAAUACCGAAGAUAAGCAAAAAGUGAUAGAAGAGAACAUCGAAGAAAUGCAAAAACUAUAUAAUUUGGCAACGGAAUCCGAUACAGUGAUGUUUUAUAAUGUUAUACGACAAAUAGGUUGCUGGCAGCUUGGCCUAAAUAUGCAACCAACAGAAGCGCAGUUAAGAAAGUUCUUUUUGUUGAUACCAACAGUAAUCAGAGUGCAGCGAAUUGCUCAGAAACCUAGAAAAUUACUAGGAUCAAUAACUACUGUUAGUUGUCGAACGUGGGAUAAACUAUUCGAUUGCCAACGAAUCAGGGUUGCCAUUAUGAUGGGAUCUUUUAGAUUUCAAAUCUUCACAUUCAACAUUAGUCAUCCAGUGGCAAAAUGCUUUUUCCUUUUUGCAGAUAGGAUCAUUAUGUCGGAUGUUGUUGCUAAAAUCGAUGAAAGCUUUCAAAAGUUGCAGGAAGCAAAAGAUUGCCACUCUUUACUCAAGAAGCAUUUAUCUAAAGCCAUCGUUGAUGAGCUAAAAGGUAAAAAAACAAAACUUGGUGCAACGCUUCUGGAUGUCAUACAGUCCGGUGUAGCGAAUCUUGAUUCUGGUGUAGGCGUGUACGCACCGGAUGCCGAUUCUUAUACUCUGUUUAAGCCACUGUUCGAUCCAAUCAUUGAGGAAUAUCACAAUGGUUUCGGAUCAAAGCAGAAACAACCAGAAACAGAUCUUGGCGAGGAUAAAAUAAGUUUGCUCACUGAUUUGGAUCCGGAAGGGAAAUACAUCAACUCGACCAGAGUACGCUGUGGGCGCUCGCUUCAAGGCUACCCUUUCAACCCUUGUCUUACAGAAGAAAAUUACAAAGAAAUGGAAGACAAAGUCAAAAGAAUUCUCUGCGGAUUCACUGACCCGGAACUGAAAGGAACAUAUUAUCCACUGACUGGAAUGACAAAAGAUGUCCAAAAACAACUUAUUGAAGACCAUUUCUUGUUCAAAGAAGGCGACAGGUUCUUGCAAGCUGCAAAUGCCUGCCGAUACUGGCCAACUGGGAGAGGUAUUUUUCACAAUGAAAAUAAAACUUUCCUAAUAUGGAUCAAUGAGGAAGAUCAUCUACGAAUAAUAUCCAUGCAGAGGGGUGGUAAUGUUGGACAAGUAUUGGGAAGACUUAUCAAAGGUUUGAAGACAAUUGAGAAAAGUUUGCCAUUCUCUAGAGAUCCACGUCUUGGUUGGCUUACUUUUUGUCCAACAAAUCUGGGUACUACAAUACGUGCAUCAGUGCACAUACGCCUUCCAAAGAUUAGUGCAAAAUCGGAUUUCAAAGAAAUAUGUGAUGGACUGAAACUCCAGAUACGUGGUAUCCAUGGAGAACAUUCGGAAUCAGCAGGUGGUGUUUACGACAUCUCAAAUAAGGCUCGCCUUGGAUUGACGGAAUUUGAGGCCGUGAAACAGAUGUACGACGGUGUAAAAAAGCUUAUCGAAAUGGAAAAAAGAGCUUAA
Messenger RNA from Cercopithifilaria johnstoni, 4419 nucleotides. The record is from the annotation of a GenBank genome assembly. Lineage: Eukaryota; Metazoa; Nematoda; Chromadorea; Rhabditida; Onchocercidae.